GUCCAACGGAGAAAAGCAAGAGCGGUUGAGAUCCAUGCGCCCGCGGGCUCGGUCGUCCUCUUCGACAUGCGGCCCGUGCACACCGGCAAGGGCCUGGUGAAUUCGACACGCAUGUCAGUCGCGAAUCGGCGUCGAAGUUUCGCUCGCGAAGGAUCCGCGGCAUUGCCGCGGUGUCGAAUGCGACUCCCCUUUUUUUCUUCAGCGUCAAACGAUUCCACUUUGAUGUCGCAGGUCACGAACAUGUACGGGAUCUACCCGUCGCGCGUCCGACGCGAAUUCCCCGGCGAGUCCGUCAAGGAACACAUCCACCGCGUCUUUUCGACCGCCAAAACCACGGACAGUGUCGCCAAGUUUGCCGAGCACGCUGCGCUGGAGGGCGGCUACGUGCCAAGCUGCGAGCAGAUGUCCACGUGGCGGGGACCCGGGCUGCACGUUUGAGGGCCCUCUCUUGUGCGUGGCACCUGAGGCCGGUGGGCUUAGGCAGUGGGCUUACUAAAAAAAGUGUGUGUAGUA
Molecule: messenger RNA, 513 nt
Organism: Pelagomonas calceolata
Lineage: Eukaryota; Pelagophyceae; Pelagomonadales; Pelagomonadaceae
Source: the annotation of a GenBank genome assembly